CAAGGUGUAAGAAAAUUAUUUCAAUAUAAUAUAAGGAUGCAUUAUAUUAAGCAUGUGCUUUAAUAAUUUUUUUUUGUAUCUAUGUAUUUUUAUAAUUUAAACAUUAGAUGAUUGUUCAAUUAUUUAAUUUUAAUAAAUAUAUAUCGUUCAUAUGUCAGUUUGAUAUAUAAACAUGAAUAAUAAAUUUUUUUUCUCCAUUUUAAUUCUUUUUUUUUUCUUCUCUACUAUAUAAAUAGCUAUCAUUUCUGUUCAUAGAUCACUGUAGAGAUUAAGGACUAAAGUACAAGGCAUGCUAGAGAGAGCAAAUACAAAGGGCAGAUGGAGAAAUCUAUAAUAGGCCAUAAUCGACUCUGGUUUGUCAUCUUCAUUGCGUUAUCUUUCUUCUUUUUAUUCCUUUAUGCUUUUGAUUAUUCAUCCUUUUUUAAUGAUUAUGAUACCAAUGGUGUCGCCUCUAAACUCAAAUACUUUGCGAAUGCCUUCAACACCCAAAAGUCUAAUUACAGUUCCCUUGAUGAUCCUAAUCCAAAAUCCAAUAAAAACAAUUUUUGUUCAGGUCGUUACAUAUAUGUUCAUGAUCUUCCUCAACUAUUCAACGACCUUGUUGUUGAAAAUUGCACUGCUCUUUAUAGAUUUUAUGACAUGUGCCCAUUCCUGACAAACUCAGGAUUUGGCGUUCAGGUUAUUGAGAAUCCUGAAGGGAUUGUAUCAGGACGUAAUUGGUUUGCAACUAACCAAUUUCUUUUAGAGGUUAUAUUUCGCACUAGAAUGAACAACUAUGGAUGUUUAACUAAUGACUCCUCUUUAGCUUCUGCCAUUUUUGUACCUUAUUAUAGUGGACUUGACGUCGCUAGUUACCUGUGGGAUUUUACUGCAUCAAGAGAUACUUUGGGUGCUGAUCUUGUCAAAUGGCUGGCACAGAGACCUGAAUGGAAAAAAUUGUGGGGUAGAGACCAUUUCUUUAUUGCUGGAAGGAUUGGUUGGGAUUUUCGAAGGCAUGUUGAUAAUGAUAAAGGUUGGGGAAGCAAUCUUAUGUCUUUGCCUGAAUCUAUGAACAUGACAAUGCUGACAAUUGAAUCAACUGCCUGGAGUAAUGAAUUCGCGGUACCAUAUCCAACACAUUUCCACCCGUCAAGUGAAACUGAGGUGAUUGAAUGGCAAAAUAAAAUGAGGAAACAGAAAAGGCAUUACUUGUUUUCUUUUGCAGGCGCCCCACGACCUUUAGGCUCAAAGAGGUUAUGUAAGUUGCUGAAUUGUGACUCUGGACCAAACAAGUGUGACAACCCUGUCGAGGUCAUCAAAGUAUUUCAAGACUCUGUUUUCUGCCUGCAGCCUCCAGGGGAUUCCUACACUAGACGAUCAGCUUUUGAUUCGAUUGUAGCAGGAUGUAUUCCAGUUUUCUUCCAUCCAGGAUCUGCUUAUGCACAGUAUGAAUGGUACUUACCAAAUGAUUAUGCUACAUAUUCUGUUUUCAUACCAGGGAACUUGGUGAAAAAUGGGAGUAUCAGCAUCAAUGACACUUUGCUUCAGGUUUCAGAUGAUGAAGUAACAAGCAUGAGAGAGGAGGUUAUAAGGCUGAUACCAAAGAUCAUAUAUGCAAAUCCCAAGUCAAAACUAGAGAGUCUUGAAGAUGCAUUUGACAUAGCAAUUAAGGGAGUCCUUGCAAGAGUUGAGAAAGUGAGAAAGGAAAUUAGGGAGGGAAAGGAUCCUGGCAUUGGUUUUGCAGAACCAAAUUGGAAGCUCAGAUUUUCUAGAAUGGAAGCUCAACAAGACUGGUCGCGUUUCUUCUGAAAUAAAAUAUUUCGACUCAACAUAUUUUCUUAUUAUUGUCUACUGCAAUAACUCAUCAUUAUAUAAUAACACCGUAACACGACUAAUUAGAGUUCAUAAAAAUAAAAAUAAAAGUAACACCA
Ricinus communis (castor bean) is the source of this 1910-nucleotide messenger RNA. RefSeq names its product probable xyloglucan galactosyltransferase GT14. Lineage: Eukaryota; Viridiplantae; Streptophyta; Magnoliopsida; Malpighiales; Euphorbiaceae. The record is from RefSeq and is a predicted model, not a curated record. The coding region runs from base 319 to 1788 and encodes 489 amino acids. Gene Ontology annotation, molecular function: glycosyltransferase activity. The transcript is spliced from 2 exons.